AUGUUUCUCAAGUUUGUAGCAGUGGUGUUUGUGCUGGCAACAACAGUCGCUAGUGAAGAUACCGUCAAUUUCACCUAUAAUGGGUUCCAAUCGUCAUCUCAUUUGUAUCUUAAUGGCGCUGCUGGGUUCACCUCCAAUGGCGUGCUUAAACUCACCAACCACACCAAGCAACAAAAGGGUCAUGCUUUCUUCCCAAAUCCAAUAGUUUUCAAGAACACCUCCAAUGGAAGUGCAUCUUCUUUCUCCACCACUUUUGUGUUUGCCAUAAGUUCCGAGUAUCCGAAUUUGAGUGGUCAUGGAAUUGUUUUCGUGGUUUCUCCAACAAUAGGGCUUCCAAAUUCUUUGCCAAGCCAGUACCUUGGCCUGUUUGAUGACACCAAUAAUGGCAACACCAGCAACCAUGUUUUUGGGGUAGAGCUUGAUACUAUUCUGAACACUGAGUUUGGUGAUAUCAAUGACAACCAUGUUGGAAUUGAUGUCAACGAAUUGAAAUCCGUUACAUCAGUUGCUGCAGGAUAUUACGGUGAUGGGGGGUUUAAGAAUUUGAGUCUCAUCAGUGGCUACCCCAUGCAGUUAUGGGUGGAAUAUGAUGGCCUAAAGAAGCAGAUUGAUGUUACUUUAGCUCCAAUCGGCAUUGGCAAACCAGAACGCCCUUUGUUAUCUUGGGGCAAAGAUCUUUCUCCAGUUCUUAACAAUAUCAUGUAUGUUGGAUUCUCAUCCUCAACUGGGUCAAUUCAAAGUUCUCAUUAUGUUUUGGGCUGGAGCUUUAAGGUGAAUGGCCAGGCUCAACAACUUGCCAUCUCUGAACUUCCCAAGCUACCUAGAUCAGGCAGUAAAGAAGAGUCUAAGGUUCUUAUUGUUGCGUUGCCUCUCAUAGCAUUCAGUUUGGUUAUCAUGGUGUCUCUAGCAGUGGUUCAUGUCAUCAAAAGGAAGAAGUUCACGGAGUUGCUUGAAGAUUGGGAGCAAGACUAUGGUCCUCAUAGGUUCAAGUACAAAGAUCUUAGCCUGGCAACAAAGGGGUUCAGGGAAAAGGAGCUAUUGGGAAGUGGUGGAUUUGGUAGAGUCUACAAAGGUGUGAUGCCAAUUUCAAAAAUUGAGGUUGCAGUGAAGAAGGUGUCCCAUGAAUCAAGACAAGGGAUGAGAGAAUUUGUGGCAGAAAUCGUUAGCAUUGGUCGUCUUAGGCACAGGAAUUUGGUUCCCCUUCUUGGGUAUUGCAGGCGCAAAGGAGAGCUGCUAUUGGUCUAUGACUACAUGCCAAAUGGAAGCCUUGAUAAGUAUCUCUAUAACAAACCAAGAGUGACCCUGAAUUGGAGCCAGAGAUUUAGAAUCACCAAAGGGGUUGCUUCAGGUCUGUUUUAUCUACAUGAGGAAUGGGAGCAAGUUGUGGUCCACAGAGACAUUAAGGCUAGCAAUGUGCUACUUGAUGCUGAAUUGAAUGGUAGAUUGGGGGACUUUGGUCUUUCAAGGUUGUAUGAGCAUGGAACUGACCCUCACACUACUCAUGUGGUUGGAACUCUGGGGUAUCUAGCACCAGAGCACACUAGAACAGGUAAGGCCACUACAAACUCUGAUGUGUUUGCUUUUGGUGCAUUUAUGUUAGAGGUGGUUUGUGGAAGAAGGCCAAUAGAGCAAGUGGGGGGAUCUGGUAGUGAAAUUCUGGUUGAUUGGGUGUAUAAUUAUUGGAAAAGAGGUGAGAUUCUUGAGGCAAGGGAUCCAAACUUGGGAACAAAUUAUAGGCCAGAGGAGGUGGAGUUGGUGCUGAAACUAGCUUUGUUGUGCUCACAUUCCGAUCCUCUGGCUAGGCCAAGCAUGCGCCAAGUUGUUCAGUACUUGGAGAGGGAUGUGCCUCUGCCAGACUUGUCUUUGCUUAGCUUAUCUUCCACUGGCUUAACUUUUGGUCUGCAUGAAGACUUUCAGGAUUGUCCAAUGUCUUAUCCUUCAUCUAUGGAUAGGCCAAUCUCCCAUACUUCCUCAAUUGCUGAAUCACUUCUCUCUGGGGGGCGUUGA
Molecule: messenger RNA, 2007 nt
Organism: Sphenostylis stenocarpa
Lineage: Eukaryota; Viridiplantae; Streptophyta; Magnoliopsida; Fabales; Fabaceae
Source: the annotation of a GenBank genome assembly